Oryctolagus cuniculus (rabbit) is the source of this 2062-nucleotide messenger RNA. RefSeq names its product cellular communication network factor 6 (gene CCN6). Gene Ontology annotation, cellular component: extracellular matrix; extracellular region. Lineage: Eukaryota; Metazoa; Chordata; Mammalia; Lagomorpha; Leporidae. Gene Ontology annotation, molecular function: heparin binding; integrin binding. The record is from RefSeq and is a predicted model, not a curated record. Gene Ontology annotation, biological process: cell adhesion; positive regulation of cell differentiation; signal transduction.
UGCACAACUCGCUCCUGGGAACAUGAGGAUUUCCAGAAGAGUCGCAGGAAAGUCAACAGGGUAUUAAGACAGAUCCACAGAAAACGAAAGCUCAGUGUGAAGGCUCGGGCUGCCGAGGUGGAGGCGUGUGUCCUGCGGGGGAGGAGGCGUGGGGGGUGGCCAGGAGACAGCGGCAGCUUUGUGCACCCGGGGCCCGGCGGGCACCACUGCUGUUGCUGCUGCUGCUGCUGCUGCUACAUCUCCAGGGGCUGCUCCAGGGUCCCGGCCACGAUGCAGGGGCUGCUCUGCGCCUCUCUGCUCCUCACUGGGCUGGCACGGUUCUGCUGCAGGGCACAGGGCGCUGGGCCAGCAGACACAGCGCCAGACAGCAGGCCUGGAAAAGCAUCAGAGGAGUAUCAACGGAAAGAGUUCUGUCACUGGCCAUGCAAAUGUCCGUCUCAGAAGCCCAGCUGCCCUCUUGGAGUGAGCUUGGUGAGGGAUGGCUGUGGGUGCUGCCACAUCUGUGCCAAGCAGCCGGGGGCCCUCUGCAACGAAGCUGACCUGUGCGACCCGCACAAGGGGCUGUACUGUGACUACUCAGCAGACAGGCCUAGGUACGAGACCGGAGUGUGUGCAUACCUUGUAGCUGUGGGAUGUGAGUUUAACAGGGUCCAUUAUCAUAAUGGCCAAGUGUUUCAGCCCAACCCCCUGUUUAGCUGCCUCUGUGUGAGCGGGGCCAUCGGGUGUACACCGCUGUUCAUCCCACGGCUGGCUGACCGUCUCUGCUCUGGAGCCACGGGUCGAAAGAAGUCUGAUCAACUCAACUGUGGCCUGGGACCAUUACAACAGCAGCUGUCAGCAAGCUACAAAACCAUGUCAGCUUAUAGGAACCUCCCACUUAUUUGGAAAAGAAAAUGUCUUGUGCAAGCAACAAAGUGGACUCCUUGCUCCAGAACAUGUGGGAUGGGAAUAUCUAAUAGAGUAACCAACGAAAACAGCAAUUGUGAAAUGAGAAAAGAGAGAAGAUUGUGCUAUAUUCAGCCUUGUGACAGAAACAUAUCACAAACAGUAAAGAUUCCCAAAGGAAAAACAUGUCAACCUACAUUCCAACUCUCCAAAGCUGAAAAAUUUGUUUUUUCUGGAUGCUCUAGCACAAAGAGUUACAAACCUAUUUUUUGUGGGAUAUGCGUGGAUAAGAGGUGCUGUAUCCCUAAUAAGUCUAAAAUGAUUACAAUUCAAUUUGAGUGCCCAAAUGAAGGGUCAUUUAAGUGGAAGAUGCUGUGGAUUACAUCUUGUGUGUGUCAGAGGAACUGCAGAGAACCUGGGGAUGUAUUUUCUGAGCUCAAGAUUCUGUAGAAGUAUAAAAGGAGGAAAACUUAGGCUAGUCAAUCAUGUCAUACAGUAAAAGAAUUAGAAUUGUUAUAAAAAGAUAGCUGACCUAUAGUAUUGGUUUAAAACAGUAACAGUGCCCACCUAUUGUCAGAUCACUGUGCUUAAGGAACUAGAAGCUUUUAAGAAGGUUCUCCUAAAAAUAUAUAUAGAAUUUGAAACUUAAUAUUUAAGCCUUAUUUCUAAAAUAUAUCCUAUAAUUAUUUAAUACAAAGACACUGGGUACCAUUUAAGUACCCCUCAUAUAAUGAAAAAAAUUAUAUAAUUUAUGAGAACAUUUUAUAAGAUAAUCUAGAAUACACUGUUAUAAAUAAAAAGCACGCUGAAUUUUUAAAAUUCUAUCCAUACUUGACAAUGUAGUAAAGGCUCCCAUCAGGUGACAAUCAUCAUAGGGUAAGAUGCCGGAUUAAUUCUUAAAUAGAAAUAAGAUUCAACUGUAAAUAUUUACAUUUCAUUGCUCUAUUCUGAAUCAGUUAAGAUUUUUUUUGAGAAUGAGAAAAUGGAACUUUUAUAAUUACAGUUAACAGUUGUAAUCUAAAAGUUUUUAUACCAAAUACUGUAGAAAAUUAAAUUUCCAAGAUAAACACAGUAUCAUUGCUUUGUGAAAGAAAAAACAAAACACUAACAAAAAACACAAAAAUUACCUCCUUCAAUGAUAAAUCAACCUAUGGAUCUGAAAUAUAAAUUAUUAAAA